AAAAGGUGUGGUAAGAGUCGCUUGGGGCUGUUGGUCUCAGAGUGUGUGUACUAUAAGGGAGGGCUGUGGUUCCUGUGUUUGGUUAAAGGAACUUAAACAUGACUACUGCCCAUAAGUUGGUGAUCGUCCGUCAUGGCGAGAGUGAGUGGAACCAGUACAACAAAUUCUGUGGAUGGUUUGAUGCCGAGCUCAGCGAGAAGGGCCUGGAGGAGGCCAAGAGUGGUGCUAAGGCCAUCAAGGAGGCUGGCAUGAAGUUUGACAUCUGCCACACCUCUGUGCUGAAGCGGGCCGUCAAGACCCUGUGGACCAUCCUGGAAGGCACAGACCAGAUGUGGCUGCCCGUGUACCGCACAUGGCGUCUGAACGAGCGCCACUACGGCGGCCUGACAGGUCUUAACAAGGCAGAGACAGCCGAGAAGCAUGGAGAGGAGCAGGUCAAGAUCUGGCGUCGCUCCUUCGACACCCCCCCUCCCCCAAUGGAACACAACCACGCCUACCACAAGAUCAUCAGUGAGUCAAGGCGCUACAAGGGCUUGAAGCCCGGUGAGCUGCCCACAUGUGAGUCCCUGAAGGACACCAUUGCCCGCGCCCUGCCCUACUGGAACGAUGUCAUCGCACCUGAGAUCAAGGCCGGCAAGAACGUCAUCAUUGCUGCCCACGGCAACAGCCUCCGCGGAAUUGUCAAGCACUUAGAGGGCAUGUCCGACGCUGCCAUCAUGGAGUUGAACCUGCCAACAGGUAUACCCAUCGUGUAUGAGCUGGACGUGAAUCUGAAGCCGGUCAAGCCCAUGGCCUUCCUGGGAGAUGCCGAGACCGUGAAGAAGGCCAUGGAGGCUGUGGCUGCCCAGGGCAAGGCUAAGAAGUAAGCUAGCCUGGACACGUCAAGAGGGAGAGAAAGUGACUGUCCCCCCCAUCCCUUACUAUCAUCCACUCCCUCCAUCUUCCCAUUCACCUGCAGUCCAUUCCAUCCUGGGAUAAAUGCUCUCUUUGGUUGUGGACAUAUGCCCUGUGUAGCCACCUGUAUCUGAGAGGGAACAUCAUAAAACCCAAAUAUGGUGUGAUUGUUCCAUAGAUCUGUGCAGGUGGUACCAGUACUGCACAAGUCUUGUACACUCACACAAACACAGACUCUUGUGGAGUGUCACAGUCCCACUGUAGGAUUGGUGAAGCCCUGUGUUAAGGCACCAUACUCUGACACAACAAAUAAAGAAACCACCUUUUUGUCUA
Messenger RNA from Oncorhynchus mykiss (rainbow trout), 1227 nucleotides. RefSeq names its product phosphoglycerate mutase 2. Gene Ontology annotation, molecular function: intramolecular phosphotransferase activity. NCBI's taxonomy places the organism in Eukaryota, Metazoa, Chordata, Actinopteri, Salmoniformes, Salmonidae. Gene Ontology annotation, biological process: glycolytic process. The record is from RefSeq and is a predicted model, not a curated record.